Molecule: messenger RNA, 1880 nt
Organism: Fonticula alba
Lineage: Eukaryota; Rotosphaerida; Fonticulaceae
Exons: 3
Coding region: 29-1468 (479 amino acids)
Source: RefSeq, a predicted model, not a curated record
CCCGCUCCCCCGCUCCCCAGCUGCCCCUAUGUCUCCAGAGAGUGAUACAUGCGCGCGGUUCCUGCCGCUCAACAGCGAGCUGCACCAGCGCCACUACCAUGACCCCAAGACCCGGAAUAACACGCGCACCGUGCUGGUGAUCAACACCGGCGGCACGAUCUUCAUGCAGAAGGAUGCCACCGGGGCCCUGUGCAACUCGGCCGACUCCGUGCUGGAUGUGCUGGACAGGCUGUUCGAGCUGGACCACCCUAACAUGCCGGUUGUCCAUUGGGUGCAGGCCACCGAGCAGAUUGACUCCUCCAGCAUGAAGCCCCUGCAUUGGCUCUCCCUUGCGGAGUACAUUCACUCGAAGAAGGACAAGUACCAGGGCUUCGUGGUGACCCAUGGAACAGACACGAUGGCCUACACGGGGGCGGCCCUGUCCUUCCUGCUGCACAGCCUCCACUGCCCGGUGAUCAUCACCGGGGCGCAGGUGCCCCUCAGCCAGCCGAUGAGCGAUGGCCGCAGCAAUGUGCUGGCGGCCAUCUACCUGGCCGGCCAUUCGAAGACCCACAGGGAGGUGAGCAUCUUCUUCCAUGACGCCCUCCACCGGGGGAACCGCAGCACGAAGUUCAGCUCGACGCAGAUGAAUGCCUUCACGUCGCCGAAUGGCCAGCCUCUGAUCCGCCUGGCCGUCGACCCGGACAUUUUCCCGGGCAACGAGAAGAUCGAGCACUAUGACCACUACCGCUUCGAUUGGAAGUUCAGCAACAACAUCUAUGUCCUGCGCCUGGAGCCGUCGCAGGACCUGCGCGCCAUGCUGGCCCUCAUGCGGUUCAUCAUGGACGGCGAUGGCGAGCCGUCGGUGGUGCAGUUGCCCCCUCCGCCGGCCCUGCCGCCCUGCCAGCCGCGGGGGCAGGACGCCGGCACCCGCCCGGGGCAGGCCCCCGAGGGCCAUCCCCCGGGCCGGAAGUCCAAGAUGCGCAAGUCGCUGGACCGGACACCGCUCAGCCGGAAGGCCAUGCUGGAGGCCCAGGUCGAUGGCAAUGCCCGGCGCAUUGUGCCCACCCGGGCCAUCAUCAUCGAGGCCUUUGGCAGUGGCAAUGUGCCGGAAGGGAACCCGCUGCUGAAGCAGCUCCUCAUGGAGGCCAAGGCCAAGAAGACGGUCAUCGCCAUCACGUCGCAGUGCCUGGGUGGUCGGGUGGACAUCGGCAGCUACGCCGCCGGCUCGGACUUCAAUGCCAGCGGGUGCAUUCACACCGGCGACAUGACCUCCGAGGCGGCGUACGUCAAGCUUGCGCUGCUCCUCGGCCAGGGGGAUCUCAUCCACGAAGAGAUCAGCUUCCUGAUGACCACAAACCUCCGCGGGGAGAUCAGCCACUCGAAGAAGCACAAGAUCCAUGGCCGGCAGCCCGAUCCCCGAGAGUCCGCGGAGCAGGCCCCGGCCGAGGUGGCCACGCCGCUGCUUGUGCCCAGCCCCCUCGAAUGAGGGCGGUCGAAGGGGGGAGCGCGGGGGGGGGGGGCGUGUCCUGCUCGAUAGGGCGAGUCACACGCCGGGCGGUCCCCUUGGCAGGAGUGUCUGCCCCAGGGCGAGGCGCUCGGGCAACGUGCAUCGCCCUUUGAGAACGCCAUUCGGGCCCCUCGGCGCCUCCCUGCCCUGCUCGCUCUGUCUCGUUCUUUCCCCUGCAUGGGGAUUCCCUUGCCGCCCCUCGCCGUCCCUCGCCGCCGCCGCGCACCGAGCCGCUCGUGCAAGGGGCGUGAGGGUGUGGAGCCCGUGCGAGAUGUCUCGCCGGGAAAGCAUUCACUUGCACCGGUCAAUAAAGAUCUCCUGCUUCGGCCCGCGCGCCCGUCUCGGUCGGGACCCGAUGCCGGGCCCCGGGGCUGCCGGCAGGUGUGUGCCC